AUGACCACCAUACCAGAUCACCCAUCCCUUGCCCGGAUCCCCCCAGGGUACAGGACAAAGCUGAGCCCCAAAGCGGUCGAUAUCAUUGCGAGAGUAUACGAUUGGGUCGAAAAUGAAUGCAUUCCGGCAGAUCACAUUGUCAAGGCGCAACUGGAAGAAAAUCGUUGGGCAAUGCCGCCCUACAUCAAGAAAUUGAGAAAGAAGGCAAAAGCCGAAGGAUUGUUCAAUCUCUUCCUACCGAACCACUUCAAAGAGAGCCCCGGACUCACGAUCCUGGAGUAUUCGUGCUGCUGUGAGCUUCUUGGGCGAGUUUACUGGGCUCCUAUGACGCUCAACUGCCAUGCUCCGGAUACCGGUAACAUUGAGCUUUUGGCCAAAUACUGCACUGAAGAGCAGAAGAAGAAGUGGAUGCAGCCUCUUCUGGACGGAGAGUGCUUGUCAGCCUACUCGAUGACAGAGCCGGAUGUUGCUGCCUCGGAUGCAACAAACAUUUCGUGCCGCAUUCGACGCGAAGGGAACGAGUACGUGAUAAACGGCCGGAAGUUGUAUGGGAACUGGCUUGGGAAUGAGGAUGUCAAGUUCUACAUCCUCAUGGGAUGCUCCGAUCCAGAAAAUCCUGAUCCUUGGAAGCGGCACUCGACGGUGAUUGUGCCCAGGGACGCUCCGGGGUUGAAGGCGGUUCGAUACAUGACGAUUAUGGGCUACGACUGUGCUCCAGAGGGCCACGGUGAGUAUGUGUAUGAGAACGUGAGGGUCCCGGUCGAAAACAUCAUUCUGGGAGAGGGCCGGGCGUUUGAGAUCGCUCAAGGUCGAUUGGGCCCAGGAAGGAUACACCAUUGCAUGCGACUGCUUGGUCAAGCUGAGCGCGCAUAUGAACAUGCACUCAUCAGAGCUACGGAUGCGAGAAAGAAGCCCCGCGGUAGGUUGAUUGGUGAGUUCGACAGUAAUAUCGAGCGGCUUGCGGACAUGCGAAUGGAGAUCGACGCUCUGCGCCUAGUUGUCCUCAACGCCGCAGAGACCAUGGAUCUUCUGGGCAAUGUCGCUGGGAGAUAUGCCAUUGCCCAGGCGAAGAUUAUGGUGCCUCUGGGAGUGACCAAGAUCGUGGAUGAGUGCAUGCAAAUGUUCGCCGGGCAAGGACUCACGCAGCACACAUUCCUCCCCGAAGCUUGGACGUACGCCAGAUUCGCUCGGAUCGCCGACGGACCAGACGCUGCACACAAGCACCAAGUCGGGCGAGAUCAGCUGAAGACUGCAGCUGCGGUCAGGUCGAAACAUCUCGGGUACAAGAAGAGAUACCAUGAACUGGCAAAGGAGUGGGGGAUACCUGCGACAGAACGGUUUGAGUAUGUUGCACGGAUCGAGAAGUUGUGA
Molecule: messenger RNA, 1371 nt
Organism: Fonsecaea multimorphosa CBS 102226
Lineage: Eukaryota; Fungi; Ascomycota; Eurotiomycetes; Chaetothyriales; Herpotrichiellaceae
Exons: 4
Coding region: 1-1371 (456 amino acids)
Molecular function (GO): oxidoreductase activity, acting on the CH-CH group of donors; flavin adenine dinucleotide binding
Source: RefSeq, a predicted model, not a curated record